AUGUCAACGUGCGCACGAAGUUCACAAGUUGAAGAUAGUGGGACCGCAGGUAGUCCCCGUACGAUCAAGAGCAGAGUCCUUGAUACAGGCGCUUCACUGGUUCAGGAUUUCACUCCAGUCAAGCAAGUAUGCGCUCAUUUGCAUGCAUUCCACGUCUAUGCAAACGAUCCAACUCGAUGCGUUGAGGCCAACCAUUAUUGUACACAUUUGACUGAGGAUAUCCGGCAAUGCUUGAUCUACGAUUCUCCCGAUCACAAUGCUCGUUUGAUCGGUAUCGAGUAUAUGGUCUCACCGCGCGUGUUUGUUACUCUCCCCCAGGAGGAGCGUAAGCUAUGGCAUACACAUGAGUUCGAAGUCAAGAGCGGUCUGCUUAUCAUGCCAGCACCAGCAGGCGUUCCUACCUCCGUUUGGGAGGCUGCGGAGACAGCUGAGAUGAGAGAUGUUGUCCCGCUAUAUGGGAAGACGUAUCAUCUUUGGCAGGUAGAUCGAGGUGAUCCUGUUCCAAUGGGGCCACCGCAGUUGAUGGGUAGCUUCACGACGCAUGGUAGUGUAAAAAUGGCGCACGAGAAAGGUUUGGACGGACUGCUUACAGGCCGGAAUCAAAAAUUCGGGGUCGACCAUCAUCAGAAAGCUAAAAUGCGUGAAAAUAUUCCUGGAGUUGAGAAGCAUCCCGACGCCGACGCGGCGUUGAAGUAA
Molecule: messenger RNA, 696 nt
Organism: Penicillium manginii
Lineage: Eukaryota; Fungi; Ascomycota; Eurotiomycetes; Eurotiales; Aspergillaceae
Product: OBAP family protein
Exons: 3
Coding region: 1-696 (231 amino acids)
Source: RefSeq, a predicted model, not a curated record